This is a messenger RNA of Thalassophryne amazonica, 2243 nucleotides long. RefSeq names its product WD repeat domain 31 (gene wdr31). The transcript is spliced from 10 exons. Lineage: Eukaryota; Metazoa; Chordata; Actinopteri; Batrachoidiformes; Batrachoididae. Bases 389 to 1492 code for a protein of 367 amino acids. The record is from RefSeq and is a predicted model, not a curated record. Gene Ontology annotation, molecular function: protein binding.
UUCAAUAAAAUAAAAUAAAAUGUUGACGUGGUGAGAAAAGCAACGUAGACUUUUAUUUUGAAGUCACUUUCCUUUUUGCCCACACGUAGGUCACGUGGUCACCUGAUCGCCUAGCACCGAGAAAAGCGUCGUUCUGAGCUUAUUGGAUUUGUUGUAGCGAAAAAGAUUUUCCUCCAGACUUAAGACCAUGGCAGGCCACAGAAGACGCUCGGUACUCAUUUGGAUCUGCCUUGUUGUGCCUUUUUUGCAGUCACAUUAUGCUGGUGUCAUUAGUUUUAAUACACUGACAUGGUAGAUAAAGAUUAGUUAGCAUGCUAACGAGCUAACUAGCCUCAUCAUCUCCGAACGACCACGCCUACCGGAGAAAGUGGCGGGUUCCUAGACAAGCAUGGGAAAACUACAGAGUAAGUUUCGCAAGAGAUCUGAGCUUUACAGAGCUUCCCAGGAGGACAAAGUAGAUAAUACUGUCUUUGGCAGUCAGGUGGUGCAGUUUGAACCAGCCCAUCAUGGAUCCAUCAACACUGUCACCAGUCUCAGCCCAGAGCUGUGUGUUUCUGGUGGGAGUGACCAGGCAGUGGUGGUGUAUGACUGGACACAAGGUCAGAUGUGUCAGUCCUUCCAGGGUCACAACCGAGAGGUUACCAAGGUCCUGUGUUAUCCUGGUAGUACAUGGAUCUUUAGUGCAUCAAGAGACAAGACUGUUCUAAUGUGGGACCUAAACCAAGGAGAUGAACAUAUUCAGGAAUUUUGUGGACAUGAGCUCGUGGUUAAUGGAAUAGCUGUCAACCCUGAUGGGACAAAGCUGUGCAGUGGCUCCCGUGAUAACUGGAUGUGCUUGUGGGAUAUAGAAUCUGCAAAAUGUGAACAAAAGCACAACAUUUCUCGAAACCUGGUGACUCAUGUGUGUUGGGUGCCAGCCAGCUCUUCUGUUGUCCAGACAUCUGAGGAUAAGACUAUAAGCGUUGUGGUUGUGUUUCUCUGCAGGGUGUGGGACAGCCGUGCGUGGCAGGUGACCAAUACUUUUCCAGCAAAGCAAUACAUUCAGACCCACUGUGAUGUUUCUCCAAAUGGAAACUACUUGGUGUCCAGCAGCAAUGGAUUUGGAGGCCAAGGCUGUGAAGCCACGCUUUGGGACUUGCGUCAGCCUGGUUGUAAGGUGGUCGAGUACAGAGGUCAUCUCCAGACCACAGCCUGCUGUGUGUUUUUGCCCCCUCCUUAUGAUGGCACAGCUCGGAUAGCAACAUCCUCCCAUGACAGCUCUGUCAAAAUCUGGGACCAAAACACAGCAGUCUGUUUAGGGACGCUGUCUCUGGAUGGUGCUGGUCCCCUGGUUUCUCUGGCUACCAUUGACUCCACCAAUCUGCUAUGUGCCAGCUUCAAUACCGGCCUUCACCAUAUCCAGAUGGAGCAGGGAUCAAACCGGGCUCAUGGUUCUGAGGCAGCUUCAGGUGUUGCUGGUGUACUUGACAUGAAAGUUGUUGCACGCUUCUGAUAAUCCGACUGAGAUAUCACCUCACAACAGCCAGCAGCACUGACUGAUGUGAACAUUUUUAAAAUCAAAUUUGCUUUCUACUGUAAUAGUCAUACAGGAGAUCUGUGAGAAAAUAGCAGAAUGGACUUGGGUUACCUGUAACAUCUGCUUUUCUGGGGGACUGGUUAGUAGGUCCAGUUACCUAUUAACCAACAAGAAUGUAAGCACACAAUAAGACUUGUUAGCACUGAGACUAAGCAUCCUGAGUCCACAUUUGGAGAUCCACACUUGCCAUGCAGAUAAAUUCAGUACCCUGUGCUGAGUUGCUACAGGAACUUUGUAUCAUUUUUCCUGAAUCUCACAGAGAACUGCACUCCAAACACAAAUUGAAUGUUUUUUUUUUUUUAAACAGAAGAAUCUGAUAUAGAAGACAGUCUGAUAUGUUGUCUUGUUUGUUAAGCCUUUCAUAGCUAAUUGUUAAUAUCUGCAAAACUGAAGAAUGAAGUACAUGCAUAAUUUAGUUUUGGCUAAUAUCAAUAAACAUAGCAGUGCUGAUGGCAUUAACCUUGUGAAGUUUAAAAACAAUGGAAUACUUUCAACACAGAUAUGAAUGUACUUACAUGCUUUUUCCCUUCAUAGAAUUAAUCUAUUGACAAUAUUUUAAGUGAAGAUGCUAAUAGUUUUAUGCCAAUAUUCUGUAUACUUCAAUGUUGAAAUGCCUAUGCAAAAUACCAGAGUAAUUAAUUUUUAAAAUAUUGUUAUAAUAAUCAAA